AUGUCAGAGCUCAUCUCGUCCGAUCGUCAAGGCCGCCAUCAUCGCGACGCCUCGCUCGACACGGCUGCCUCCUCGACGCCCACCAGGCCGCCCAGGCCAUCUAGGGCAUCCACCUACGCCCGCAGCCCGGGCGACGUUACCUCACCCGUCAACCCUGCCCGCAGAAGCCUGCUCGGCAGGCAGAGCGGUCCCACGGACGCCACCCGCGACGACGUCGACCGCACCCCUCGCAAGCUCCAGACACACGGCCUGCCCACGCCUCCCCUCAGCGAGGCCACCAGCAGCGCCAGCGGCAGCGUAGGGCGCGCCCGCAAGGACUCGGCCGAGGAGCCUGCCGCCGCCGCAAAGACACUGGCCAUGAUCCCUGCCGCAGAAGCGCGCGUCGCCAGGUCAGCGUCGGCCACCUCGUCUCGCACCGGCAGCGAUACCGUCGGCGCCCGCAGCCCAAUCGACCAUCAGAGCUCCUUCCAGUCGCCGCGCGUUGGCGCCGACUCGCCCUCGAACGGGCCCUCCCCGAGGUUCACGGCAGCGACUCUGGGGCGGCGUCGCGGCGCCGGUCUCCACUCCGCUCUUGCCGACACUCCGGAGCGGAAUGGCGCUCCGCCCGCUAUGGGUCGUGCUGUGAACCGCGCGCAGUCGAGCCUAGGAAUGCGGUCCAGCUUCGCCGACGAGGGCCGGAGGAGCUCACUCAACAUCAACCGUGCCGGCGACGAGGAUGCGGCGAGCGAGACGCCCGACCGAUCCGAAAGGAAGAAGCGCAGCGCCAUGCACGAACAGGAUGUCACACAGAUCCGGUCCGAGUCCCGCCUAGGGCACAGCGAUCCCAUCGACGAGGACGACACCUCGCCGCGCAAGACGGCGCAUCAAAGCCGAUACUCGCCCCGCAAGUCGGCCGCGCUCUCGCGCAGGAGCCGCUAUCACGACGAGCCUGACCACGAUGCCAUCCAGACAUCUCCUCAGGGUGAGCCGUUCCCUCUACGCAGCCCGCCGCCCACCUACCGGUCGGUGUCGCGCGCCUCUGCAGGAAGGAGGCACGAGGAUGCCUCGCUCGAAAACCGUCCAGCAACUUCGAUCGGCUCUCGCGGAGACUAUGGCGUAGCGCGCCGGUCCCUCGGCGCACAGAUGAACCCAGAGGAAGUGGCGUCAGCCUCGGCGCGCCGACGCAGCCUCAGAGCGGCCGAAGCCAGCGCCGCCGAUGAGGCAUCCAUGCGCCACGAUCCCUCCUCCGCCACGAGGAAGUCGAGUUCAGGUCGAAGCCCUCUUCCCCUCGAGUUCAGGCUUCCCAACAAGGAGGCUAGGAAGGCUUGGCGCGAGGCCUACGCGCGGGAGCAGAGCGACUCGGUCACGAGCGAUGGCAGCGACGCCGGCAAUGGUUUGUCGGUCACCUCGCCCCCACAGGCAAUAAGUCCGAUUAACGGCUCUGUGCGAGCCCCGUCCAGGCAGACGACGACCAACGCCUCGACGGAAUCGUCCUCGGCCACCCGCGCGACGUACAGGAGGAAGCGGUACGCCUCGGACGCGCAGGCGGAUGAGCUGUCUCCGAUCGAGCACGAAACGCGGUCGAGUGGCCAAGGUGGCCGCGUCUCGGUCGACGCCCGGUCGGCCAACCGGUACCUUACCAAGGGCCCCCUGCAGGGCACGCCGCAAAGUGCCAGACGCGGUUCGCACGCCUCCGAGAUAGGUUCUCCGAGCGAGGAAGCUCGCAUGCGCAAGAUAUCGACGUCGUCGUCUAGGUCGCAAAAGUCCUCUGGCGGCGCGUCCGAGCUGCAUCGAACUGCGUCGCGGGCCAGCAUGCGCAAGGUCCACGGCAGGGAUGUCUUCGACGACGAGGUCUUGCCGCCGCUGCCUGGGUCGCGAAGCGAGAGCCCCGCGCUUCGAUCCGACGUCACCUCGGGAUCCGACCGUCUCCGUCUAUUGCGACAGCGUGUCGGUGAGCUCAAGGACGCCGGCGGCACCGGCAGGCCGGGAUGGUGGAACGAGGUAGACGAGCUACGCAACGAGAUCGAAGCGCUUGCCGUGGCCAGCUCCAAGGCUUCCAUCCAGGGGUCGAGGAGCCCGAGCGUGCAAUCGAGCCGCACGCACUCGGCCCUCGGCCUGCACCGCACCCCGCUGGACACUUCGAGGUUCCGGCGCGCUCCCAUGACCGAGCCUCGCAACUCGCGCCACGACCGCUCCUCGACCAUUUCGGACCUCGGCUCCGGUGACAGAAGCGAGCGUUCGGCCGAGACCGAGGGGCAGCGCUACAUCCGGCCGUACAGCCGCGCCACGCUCGCCCGCUCGCACACGCCACACGAUGCCAACGGACGGGCACCGCAGACGCCGGACCCCCACGGUGCGCUCAGGCUGGCUGCAGGCAGCCGCGCCAGCGUCAUCCAGUCUGCUACUCUGCCUGCUACGGCGCGCUUCCCGUCGGGUGGCCACGGCAUGUCGACGCAGCGAGUCCGCUCCGAGGGGUCGAUCGACGGCAGCAAUCCCGUCCACGAUCGGAACAUGCGCAACGCCUUCGACAUGUUUGAGCGCUACUUCUGUGCGGCGCCGUCCACCGCCACUCCGUCGGUCGGCGGCGCCGGCCCGGAUUCGCUCGAGAUGGUGGCGAGCUUCAGCGAGGUCGUAGCCACGGCUUCGGAGCUCAAUGCUGGCCUGCGCAUCCUGAUCCAGGUCGCCCUCGAGGCGCAGGUCGACGCCGAAAUCAGCGAGCGCAACGGCCAUCCGGCCUCGGAACAGACGCUCGAGUGCUUUGCUCGCCUCGACCGCGACCUCACGAGCCUGUUGAAGCACAGCGACGAGCAAGUCCGCAACCUCACCGACGGCCUGAUGGCCGUCACCCGCGCGGAACGAGAGAGGGAUCGACAGCGAAAGGCGGCCGUGGCCGGCGACCAAGGCGCAGGCGCGCGCUCGGCCUCCCGAAUGUCGUCCAUCGCCAGCCCUGCCGACGAACUUCGCAGGAGCCUCGACUCGCGCAGCAGCACCGAACUGCGCAGAAGCAGCUCGACGCUGAUCAGGGAGCCCGCCAGCCCGGCGGGCACCAUCGUGGAGCGAAGCAGCAUCGAGAAGCACGCAGAUCGGUUCCGAGCCAUCGACCGGUCGCCUUACUCGCCGCUUCAGGGGAAAGCCAGCGCGACAACCUUUGGCGGCACGCUUACCGCCAGCCAGAUCAGGAGCAUGGCGCCUGCCAGCAACGGAAGCAGCCACUCGCGCUCCGCCUCUGAGUUUUCGCCCCAGACACGGCUCCGCCGUGAGAAGUCGACGGUCAUGGAUACCGUCAAGAUGCCCGCGCUGAGCCCGCGCCGGCCCAAGCUGAGCUUCCCGAGCGUCUCGAACGCCACCGCGUCUUUCAAUCCGACGACGGCCCAGGGUGAUGCCCAGCUGGUCGACUCGCCGAUCUUGGCCGACGGCAUCGCCUUUCCGACUGCGCAGGACGCGUCCGCCACCCACUCGCUUUCCCGGGCACGCAGGCUGGCCAGGGAGCCGACAGAGCUGCCAGACGCCGGCGCUGCCCCUUUCCGCAGCACCGAGGCAAGGUCUGCCGUCCACAUCGCCGGCUCGCCCUUCGCUUCUGGCCAUUCUCGCCGCAACACGGUGGCCGGCACUGGUGCCGAAAAGGCCGAGGCGAGCGGGCUGGGUAUCGACCCUGCCUCGCCCGAAGCGACUCGUCGCCGCGGCGUCGACGAGGUCAAGAGGAGCUCACGCUCCGAACGGCCGCCCCGGCCGCCCCGGCACGACCUGAUGCGGAGAGACACCGAGGACGAGGCACCGCACCUGUCCACUGCCGGCGCCGAGCCGAGCGAGGACCACGCGGGUGAGGAAAGGGACACAUCGGGCAUCUCGCGGCUCGGCAGCCUCUCGCGCAGCUUUGGCCGCAGCGCCGCUCGACGCAUCUCCAAGACGUUUGCCGUCGGCGCCGAGUCGGAGGGCGGGCGCAGCGUCGAAGAGGCCCAGGCCUAG
Messenger RNA from Pseudozyma flocculosa PF-1, 3945 nucleotides. RefSeq lists its product as uncharacterized. The transcript is spliced from 2 exons. The record is from RefSeq and is a predicted model, not a curated record. NCBI's taxonomy places the organism in Eukaryota, Fungi, Basidiomycota, Ustilaginomycetes, Ustilaginales, Ustilaginaceae. The coding region runs from base 1 to 3945 and encodes 1314 amino acids.